This is a messenger RNA of Hibiscus syriacus, 691 nucleotides long. Its product is annotated as auxin-responsive protein SAUR21-like. NCBI's taxonomy places the organism in Eukaryota, Viridiplantae, Streptophyta, Magnoliopsida, Malvales, Malvaceae. The coding region runs from base 205 to 492 and encodes 95 amino acids. The transcript has a single exon. Gene Ontology annotation, biological process: response to auxin. The record is from RefSeq and is a predicted model, not a curated record.
UGAUUUCUCCCGAUAGAUGUCUCCGAAGCAUUCUAUCUUAGCCACUCAAUUUGACUGAGACUGCUGACCAUAUACAUCAUUUGCUAUUUAUAAAUACAGAUUCCAAUGGAUAGCUUCACCCUGUGCCAAAGCCUUUCCUAGCUACUUCUUUGAGUUCCAAUUCCACGCUCUCAUUUCCUCAUCUUAACAAAUCUCACAAACACCAUGGGUUUCCGAUUGCCAAGAAUUGUUAAUGCUAAGCUGAGUCUGAAAUGGACUCUUUCAUCUUCGGAGACUACAGUUGUACCCAAAGGCCACUUUGCUGUUUAUGUUGGAGAAGAUGAAAAGAAGAGAUUUGUAGUCCCGAUAUCAUUAUUGAAGCAUCCUUCAUUCCAGAAUUUGUUGAGCGAAGCUGAAGAAGAGUUUGGUUUCAACCAUCCUAUGGGUGCUUUGACAAUCCCUUGCAGCGAAGAAACUUUCAUUGAUCUCACUUGCAGCCUGCAAAGCUCUUGAGAAGAAAUGGCAUGAAAAUAGGCUAACCAAGCAGAGAUUGACUGAUCUUUAGCUCAACUGACACCUCCCCAAUUUUAUCGUUUAGGGAUCAAGCGUGUAAGGUGGAUUGUUAUCUGCAGUCCCAUGCCCUUGUCAAAUGUAUUAAUUUUUGUAACCAAUGUAUAAAUGCCAAAUUUCUUUCAGAGAAACUCUUUCUUUU